AUGGCGGAGUCGUUGGAAGAACUCUCCUCCAAGUUCGACGACAUGGCCAAGCAAAUGACCUCCUUCAGCGGGAUGGCGAAGCAGUUCGAGGGCCUGCGGCAGAUGAUGCGGCCGACGCUCGAUUCUGUCAACAGCAUGGGCUCGCGUCAGACGUCUACCGAGGUGAUGCUCGACGAUUUGCGUACCUCGACCGACGUGGCGACGACGACCCUCCGCAACACCACCUCCCGCAUCGACUCGUUGGUGAUGCGCAUGGAUUCCCUGGAGGCGCCGACGAACCCUGGGAGCACCCUGGGACCGGGCGUGUUGGGCGGUCCUCCGCUGACCACGGCCGCGCCGCCCCUGCCAUGGAGUUUGAACCUCAACCUUGCUCUCGGUUCGUCAUCAUGCUCACCUAUGAUGGACGAGGAGCAGCCCAAGGGGCACGGCGAGCACUGCGGCGGGAUUAUGGCAUCCCGACCACAGUCCAGUUCGGAGGGUACGUUCAUCGAGACUCCACCUGAAAACUUGUUUCAGUCGGAUUCAGUUCCUCGUUCCCCGCCUUUUCCUAAGAUAGAGUUUCCGAAGUUUGAUGGAUCGAAUCCCCGCUUAUGGCAAGAUCAUUGUACCAUGUUUUUUGAGGUCUAUGCGGUGCAUCCCUCGCUGAAGACUCGCUUUGCUGCCUUGAACUUCAUCGGCAUCGCCGAGACGUGGUUGCAUACUGUUGAAAGGCGGGAGCGUAUCUCUGAUUGGCCAACCCUCUGCAAAUUGGUGAUGGGACGCUUUGACAAGGAUCAGUACCCCUUGAUCUUGAAGCAAUUUGAGGCCACAGUGCAGACUGCUUCGGUUUCUGAAUACAUAGCUGAGUUUGAGCAGGCAGCUCAUAACUUGUUGCUCUACAAUCCCAACUAUGAUGAGACGUAUUUUGUCACGUGUUUUCUUGCUGGCCUUAAGGAGGACAUUCGCUUGGGGAUUGUGCUGUACAGGCCUCCUGAUGUGGAUACUGUAAAUGCCCUGGCCCUUCUUCAGGAAACUGAGCUUGGACGCUCUAAGGGUCGAGUUCAUGGCAAAAAUGAAUUCAGAGGGUCUUUCAAGACCAAUGUUGAGAAGAUGAAAUUUGGGGAUGGGGACAAGCCUAAGCAACAACCUGUCCUAACUGAAACCGAAGACAAGUUGACAGCACUCAAGAAUUUCAGGCGAAAGAAUGGCUUAUGUUUCAAAUGUGGCAACAAAUGGAGCAAAGAUCAUAAGUGUCCACCUCAGGUUGCUCUCCAUGUGAUUGAGGAGUUAUUGGACGCUUUAGAAGAUGAGGGCUUAGAUAGUGAAGAGUUAGACUCUGAGAUCUUGGAGGAGUCAGUUAUGUCAGUGGGGCAUUCUGUUCCUUCAAACCAAGUCAAUAGGAGAACUAUGAAGCUGUGUGGCAAAAUUGGGAAACAUGAUGUACUCAUAUUGGUUGAUUCAGGGAGUGUGGCUUCGUUUAUCAGUACAAAACUUGCUGACAGCCUCUAG
This is a messenger RNA of Miscanthus lutarioriparius, 1488 nucleotides long. Lineage: Eukaryota; Viridiplantae; Streptophyta; Magnoliopsida; Poales; Poaceae. The record is from the annotation of a GenBank genome assembly.